CAGCUGUGCAUGGAUCUGAAACCCCACCCAAUGAGGAAGGGCAAGUUACAGGGAAAGAGACUGACGGUGAAGAUACUGGGAGCUGUGAUAAACCGGGGAGUGAUUUAACAGUUGAGAGGAAAAUACAUUACGUUUGCACAUAACGUGCAACGAUUUUUUUAUUGAUAAAUCAGGCACCAUAUUAGCUGUACCUGCAUCCUCUGUUAAUUCAGAAACGCGAAGGUAGCUGUUAACUGCCCGUUGACAUUUAAGGCAGAUUACAUCGAGCCGCUUUUCCGAGAUGAUCGCGUUGUUUAACAAGCUCCUGGACUGGUUCAAAGCGCUCUUUUGGAAGGAGGAGAUGGAGCUGACGCUGGUGGGAUUGCAGUACUCGGGGAAGACCACCUUCGUCAACGUGAUUGCGUCUGGCCAGUUCAGUGAAGACAUGAUCCCCACGGUGGGAUUCAACAUGAGGAAGAUCACCAAGGGAAACGUCACCAUCAAGUUAUGGGACAUUGGGGGCCAGCCUCGCUUCAGGAGCAUGUGGGAGCGGUACUGUCGAGGAGUGAGCGCCAUCGUGUACAUGGUUGACGCUGCAGACCCAGAGAAGAUUGAGGCCUCCAAGAAUGAGCUCCACAACUUGCUGGACAAGCCUCAGCUGCAGGGCAUUCCUGUCCUGGUUUUAGGGAACAAGAGGGAUCUUUCAGGGGCCCUGGAUGAGAAGGAGCUGAUUGAGAGAAUGAAUCUGUCUGCCAUUCAGGACAGAGAGAUCUGCUGUUACUCAAUCUCCUGCAAGGAAAAGGACAACAUUGAUAUCACACUGCAGUGGCUGAUCCAACACUCCAGAACCAGGCGAAGUUCCUGAAAACCAGACCUGGUGAAACCAACCUGAGACCAACCCCCCAAGGUCACGCUGCCACCCUCCUCCCUACCCUUCCUACUUAAAAAAAAAAAACAAAAAAAAAAAAACAACCCAUCCAAACUCCCCACGUAAGAGAUCCCUUUUGAUUCUUGUAAAGAGGAUGUGAAAACCAUUAUUUGCACUGUUUUUGAUAUUUUUGUUAUAUACGAUUGUUGUAAGGUAUAAUUUCAACUGGAUAAACUGAUACUUGACAUUCACACAUUACCUUUUCUGUUAAUUUUUUUUGUAGCUCUUCGGUUCUGCCGUUUUUUGGCACACUGGUAGAAGUAACUGGCCUGGGUUAACUUGGUCAGAUCCUGAUUGGUAGCUAAAGUAUCAGUUAUUUGCUAAUCCAGUUACUGCUAUUCUAAUGUGCUGAAAGUGAAGACGUGGGUGUUUAAAUACAGCUGUUCACUUCCAAUAUAUUGGACUUCUAAUGGAAAGUCGGUUGUUGUCCCGAUCCACUGCAUUGAGCUUCACUUUUCAUACUGUAAUUGUGCUGAGAUGUGACAUCAGGGGCGAGAACCGCCUCAAAGUGUGUGAGGUAAUUGUCAAGCAAUUGAAGGAGAGAUUCAAAUAAUCUUGGCUCAGUCCCCGUAUGACUCAAGACAAGUUUGCACAAACAGUGCUAAGCAGAGACCCCCCCCCCCCCCCCCCACCAAAAAAAAUAAAGUGGUACGUUAGCUGGAUUUCUGGUCACGUUAGUUGGGGGUAGAAUGAGGCUGGGGUCUGUGUGUGUGUCAGGAUUCUUCAUGCACUGAAGGCUCAGCGCAGGUCUGGGCUCAGAGACCGACUGCCCUUCUGCAACCUCAGCCCCCAGGAGCCCUGCAUGCGUGUAACAAUUCACACGACAUCUUAAAUGUUCCACAUUUUUUAUAAGUGAUUCAGCACAGAACACGCUGUACAUAAGUAUUGUAUUUACAGCUGUCGAGUUACCUUUGUUUUUUUGCAUAAUGUAUUUUAAUCUUUCAGCCAACGUGUUUUAGUGUUUUCAUUUAUGUGGUGUGGCAAAACCGGUCAUAACUAGACCCAGCAAACUCAUAUGUAUGUAUGUUGAUUAAAUAAAAAAUAUACAUAAAGUCUGACA
Brienomyrus brachyistius is the source of this 1967-nucleotide messenger RNA. RefSeq names its product ADP-ribosylation factor-like protein 8A. Gene Ontology annotation, molecular function: GTP binding; GTPase activity. The record is from RefSeq and is a predicted model, not a curated record. Gene Ontology annotation, cellular component: lysosomal membrane. Lineage: Eukaryota; Metazoa; Chordata; Actinopteri; Osteoglossiformes; Mormyridae. The transcript has 7 exons. Gene Ontology annotation, biological process: anterograde axonal transport; protein transport. Bases 281 to 844 code for a protein of 187 amino acids.